CCACGUGCAGCAGCUGGUAGCUCUGGAUGCAAACCGACGAACAGAGCUAUUGAAUUACUUUUUUCAUCCAUUUAUUACUAAAGUUUAGUGAUAAUUUGUGCAAAUAUUUGGAAAUAAUAAAGUGAAAAUGGGUAAAAAAGUGUAUAACGCGAAAGCCCGCCAGAAUCCCAAAACGCUGGUGGAUAAUUCGACAGUGAAAGAUAUCAAAAUCGAAUGGGCUGAGAGUGCUGCGGAAGCAGGUGCUGGUUAUGAUGAAGCUAAUGCGCUGGUAUUACCCUCGCAGAAGCGUACCACGAAGGUGCCGGUGGACAAACAACAACACGUAAAAAUUCUAUCGAAAAAACAACGCAAGCAUUUGCAACAAAUUGUGGACAAAAAGAAAAAGAAGGAAGGCCGUGCUGAACUGUUGCAAGCUUUGGCCAGCGUACAAGUGCCUGAGCACGAGCUGAAGCAAUACACGUCCAUCAGUCAGGUGCAGACGGUGGGCGUUAAGAAAUUACAAACACUCGAAGAGGUGCUAGCAAAGAAGCAACAGCGGCAAAUAGAGCAAGGAAGCAACGCGGUAGUGCGCAAAAUAAGCUCAAUCAAAGGCGCAGCAAAGCGCAAGUUGCUGAUCGAAGAUGAAGAGGCGCUGGCGGCAAAGAGACGUGAUCCUAACGUGGUUUGCCUGGAGGAGGGUGGAGAUAGCGGAAGUGAUACCGAGAGUGACAGCGAAAGUGAGGGGGACGUUGAAACAAAUAAUGUAAAUGAUAAAAAAGCUACGGAGGAAAUGAAAAAUAAAAAUGUGGACGAUUCGAAGGCAACAACUAUGGAAGCUACCACGCAAGAGGAAGAGCCCACAACAUCCACGAAAACAACAGAGAAAGAUGGUGCGAAAACCAGAAACGCAACACUGCUCACUAAGCCCGUUGUUCCACCGCGUCAUUCAAUUUUUGUUCCCGUGCAUCGCGUAGCAGAUGUACAGGAGGCACGUCUUAAUCUGCCGAUCUUAGGUGAGGAACAAGAAAUUAUGGAAACAAUUAAUGAAAACCAAAUCAUAAUUGUGGCUGGCGAGACGGGUUCGGGCAAGACUACGCAAAUACCACAAUUUCUUUACGAAGCCGGCUUCGCGCUGAAUAACAAAAUGAUUGGCAUUACCGAACCGCGUCGUGUGGCCGCUAUUGCUAUGUCUAAGCGUGUGGCGCAUGAAAUGAACUUGUCCCAGCAGGAUGUAUCCUAUCUGAUACGUUUUGAGGGUAAUGUCACGCCCCAGACUCGCAUCAAAUUCAUGACUGAUGGUGUGUUGCUGAAAGAGAUCGAGAGUGAUUUUCUACUGCAUCGCUACUCGGUGAUAAUAUUGGAUGAGGCGCACGAGCGAAGUGCCUAUACCGACAUACUGGUGGGACUGUUGUCACGUAUUGUGCCUUUGCGGCAGAAACGCGGUGAUCCGCUUAAGUUAAUUAUUAUGUCUGCGACGUUGCGGGUGGAGGAUUUUAUUGGCAAUGCAAAGCUGUUUAAAUAUCCGCCGCCACUAAUAAAAGUAGAAGCGAGACAGUUCCCUGUGACUGUGCAUUUUCAGCGGUACACGCCAACGGAUUAUGUGCAAGAAGCAUAUAGAAAAACUGUGAAAAUACAUUCAAAAUUACCAGAGGGAGGUAUUUUGGUGUUCCUUACGGGUCAGCAGGAGGUAAACGCGCUGGUAAGAAAGCUGCGAUGCACGUUUCCAUAUAUCAAAAAGAAUGAUCCAAAGAAGGCUGCAGAAAAAGGAAACGAUGUUGAUGGAUUGAAAACUUCAAAGAACGAAGAAGAAAGUAAAGAAAAACUUACAGAGAAAUCAGGACAAGUGAAGGAAGAGUCAGAACUAGUAGUUGAAAAUUUGGAAGAGCAUGCCGAGUCCACUGCAGAACCUACCGCUGACGACUCCGACAUCGAGUUCGAUAUGAAACGUGCCAUACGCAGCGUGAAGAAGUCGAAGAAGAAAUUCAUGUCACAAAUUGCGCUACCGAAAAUCAAUCUCGACGACUACAAACUGCCCGGCGAUGAUACAGAGGCCGAUCUGCACGAAGCCGACAAUAGCGACUCGGAAGCCGAAAAUGGUUCAGAUAUGUCCGAGGAUGAAGACGACGUCGACGGUGACGAGAAUACAGCAGCGCACAUUGCCGCCACCAAACAACCGCUCUGGGUGUUACCUCUCUAUUCGCUGCUCUCGCCGGAAAAUCAGAAUCGCAUAUUUCAACCGCCUCCCGAGGGCUGUCGCCUCUGCAUAGUUAGCACAAAUGUGGCUGAGACGUCGCUCACUAUUCCAAAUAUCAAAUAUGUGGUGGAUAGUGGUCGCCAAAAGACGCGCAUCUACGACAAAAUUACAGGUAUCAGCGCAUUCGUCAUCACUUAUACCUCUAAAGCAUCAGCGGAUCAGCGCGCUGGUCGCGCGGGUCGUGUAAGUGCCGGUCACUGUUAUCGUCUAUACUCGAGCGCUGUUUACAAUAACGAGUUCUUGGACUUUAGUCAACCAGAUAUACAGAAGCGGCCGGUAGACGAUCUUAUGCUACAGAUGCGCUGCAUGGGCAUCGAUCGUGUCGUGAACUUUCCUUUCCCUUCACCACCGGACACGGUGCAGCUGCAAGCGGCCGAACAGCGCUUGGUGGUUCUUGGCGCGUUGGAGCGCAUUGACGAGGUGAAGAAUGGCAAAGAAUUGCCGCCGAUAGUCACCAAACUAGGCAAAGUUAUUUCGCGUUUCCCUGUUGCGCCACGCUUUGGCAAAAUGUUGGCACUCUCGCAUCAGCAACAAUUGCUGCCAUACACUGUCUGCCUAGUGGCAGCGCUCUCAGUGCAAGAAUUGCUAAUGGAAGUGGGCGCGAGUGAGCAUGCUGAAGAUGGCGAUGAUGGCAACACAUUCGCGCACAACAAAUGGCAAAAGAAGCGCAUCAGCUGGGCUUCUACGGGUAAUUUUCAGCUGCUCGGUGAUCCCAUGGUGCUGCUACGCGCGGUGGGCGCUGCAGAGUAUGCAGGUUCGCAGGGCAAGCUAGCGCAGUUCUGUGCUGAAAAUGGGUUGCGCCCAAAAGCGCUAACGGAAGUGCGCAAACUGCGCAUACAGCUCACCAACGAGAUCAAUUUGAAUGUAACCGGCGUGGACUUGUACGUGGAUCCGGCGAUGCCACCACCCUCCGAUGCGCAAGCGCGUUUCUUGCGACAAAUACUUCUUGCCGGCAUGGCAGAUCGCGUAGCGCGAAAAGUACCCCUUUCCGAAAUAGCCGAUAAGGAGGAGAAAAGGCGCCUUAAAUAUGCCUACAACUGUGCGGAUAUGACAGAACCCGUUUUCAUGCACUCCUCCUCAGUUUUGCGCGCGCAACUGCCCGAAUGGGUUAUCUUUCAGGAGGCGUACGAGACGCAGCAUGGUGACGGUACCAAGAUGUUCAUGCGGGGCAUCACCGCCAUCGAUCCGGAAUGGUUGCUUUUAUAUGCGCCGCUGCUUUGCAAUAUACGCACCGUUAAAGAAGAGCCAAUGCCGCGCUACAAACAGACAGACGGAAAGGUGUAUUGCUUUGUGGACGCGGUAUUCGGCAAGGCGGGCUGGGAGUUGCCGCUAACCGAGAUGGAAAUGCCGGAGGGCGAGAAGGCUUACAGCUACUUUGGCGUUUUUCUGCUCGAUGGUCAAGUUUGCCCAGCAUUGGCUGCCUACAAAACGAAGCUGAAGGCUACGCCGCCAUCGCUGGUGAAGAGUUGGUCCAAUCUAAACGAGAGCGUGGUACGUUUCAAACGUGCCCUCAUCAACAAACAGAUAAACUCACGCGACAAAUUGCAUGCUGAGUGGGCGCGAAAUCCUAACUUUCUGCUUGAGGAAUACCAAAAUAUGCUCUAUAACGUCGCGCUCGCGGAAUUGUCCCCGAAGUGGCCGCCGUUGAAGAGUUGAACGUAAAUAAAACGUUUUUGGAGCCUUAAUCGCAUUGCUAUUUAAUUGUAAUCGAAAUAAUGUGUAAUGUUUCUUCUUCAUUUGUAUAAUCCAUAUAAAAUAC
Anastrepha obliqua is the source of this 3992-nucleotide messenger RNA. It is a transcript of the gene kz, whose product is annotated as probable ATP-dependent RNA helicase kurz. Bases 128 to 3889 code for a protein of 1253 amino acids. Gene Ontology annotation, cellular component: intracellular anatomical structure; nucleolus. Lineage: Eukaryota; Metazoa; Arthropoda; Insecta; Diptera; Tephritidae. Gene Ontology annotation, biological process: maturation of SSU-rRNA from tricistronic rRNA transcript (SSU-rRNA, 5.8S rRNA, LSU-rRNA). Gene Ontology annotation, molecular function: RNA binding; ATP binding. The transcript has 5 exons. The record is from RefSeq and is a predicted model, not a curated record.